This is a messenger RNA of Coniophora puteana RWD-64-598 SS2, 1922 nucleotides long. RefSeq names its product UEV-domain-containing protein. The record is from RefSeq and is a predicted model, not a curated record. The transcript is spliced from 6 exons. Gene Ontology annotation, molecular function: ubiquitin binding. Gene Ontology annotation, cellular component: ESCRT I complex. Bases 1 to 1527 code for a protein of 508 amino acids. Gene Ontology annotation, biological process: protein transport; endosome to lysosome transport; protein modification process. Lineage: Eukaryota; Fungi; Basidiomycota; Agaricomycetes; Boletales; Coniophoraceae.
AUGAGCAGCGAGUCACUGACACAGAAAUGGCUUCGGCAGAACGUCGCCCCCUAUCCUCACAAGGAUAGAGUCUAUGUCGACAUCGAUGCCGCGCUCAGCCGCUUCACCACCCUUCGGCCAAAGUCUGACGUCUACACUUACGACGAUGGCCGUUCUCAACUCCUCCUUUGUCUUCAUGGAACUCUUCCCAUCACAUUCCGCGGAACGACAUACAACAUCCCGAUCGCCGUCUGGAUAGCUCGAGAAUAUCCUCGCCGCCCUCCGAUCGCGUAUGUCGUCCCCACGCAAGACAUGCUCGUCAGAUCCAGCAAACACGUCGAUGUUAGUGGCCGAUGCCUCACUGGCUACAUCCAAGAUUGGGAAAGAAAGAGCGAGUCAUGCAACUUGUCUGCCUUGCUCGAGUCCAUGCAGGCAGAGUUUUCUCGUGGCCCCCCAGUUUACGCGAAGCCAAAGCAGACCUCUUCGUUGACACAACAAGUGUCCCCCGCCCCCAGUCCUAUUCAUUCGACGCGACCAGCAGGCGUUGAAUCAGCUUUGGAUUCCAGUCCCUCAAGUAACCGCCCUACACUACCCCCUAAACCGGUGUCCUCAAGUUCGCCGCCUGUGCCUCCGCGGCCCGCCAGCGAGCACUACGACGCCGCCUCUCCAACGGCGAAUUUGCUCUCGCGCCCCCCUCCGCCACCGCCUCCUCUUCCGCCCACGGACACUCAAACCCCUCCGCCGGUGUUUCGCUCACCCGACGGCUAUGCCUACAGCACACGCAUGCAUCAUCAGGCAUCAAGCUAUGCUUGGCCCUCAUACUUGCCUGCGAGCGCUACCCAGUCUCCUGCACCGGCACCAACGGCUUUACCUCAGACCGGCCCGGCUACACGGUCCGCACCCGCACCUCCGCCGGUGCCCCCGCAAUACUCCACAUCUGGGACUGGGUUGGCCCUUCAGCCACCCAAUUUAUUGGAAGAGGAGGAAGUCAUGGGGACUGAGUCUCAAGUCGUGGGACAAAUAGCGGCACCGCCACGACCGCCCAAUCCUGAGUUACUUCACUUGCAUACGCAGGUUCAAGGCAGAAUAAACUCAGAACUGGCGUCACUCUCCCACGCGAUGAUCGUAGAUGCCGAGCGCCUACGGGCGCAGCAAGCGGAUCUACUUGCCGGGGAGCCCGCGAUUCGGGACGAGAUGGCAAGGUUGGAGGCGGUACGUGAUGUUUGUCGCGGAGUUUCAUCACGGCUGCGGGCCGUGGUCGACCGUGGGGAAUCCAACGUAUCCGAACUUCGGAGGAAGGGUGACCCCGAAGUGGACGAACUCGUCUGCUCGACGAGUAUUGUGCACAACCAGCUCAUCAAUCUGGUGGCUGAGGACAAUGCAAUAGAAGACACGAUUUACCACCUCCACCGCGCGUUGAACUCUGGGCGAAUAGAUUUGGAGAGAUUCCUUAGGACUACACGGAUCAUGGCUGAAGAACAGUUCUUGAAGAGGGCGUUGAUAGAGAAGAUUAAAGCGGGCCUUCCAAUGGGAAUGUCGUAUUCCUAAAACAUCGUAGCGCUCAAUCUAGGGUGGUGGCAACCGGAGGCGUGGACAAGAUUCUUUGACGAGGCCGUCUACUAAGGUGCCUCGAUGAAAAAGUUACCAAAUGCGAGUGGUUCUAGAUCAUGACCCGAACUUUGAAGAAGAUGUAAUUUUGGCACCACGGUACCGCUGAAUGCCCGAGGUCCCCUCUUUGAACAGGACGCCACGGCAGGCCACGGGCUGUUCCUGAAUGUGACAUCGGAACCCAGCGGUACCUUUACCCCAAUGAGGCUCCGUCCAGCUCUCCCCGAUUCGUGCAUCCACUAAGGAAGACAGUAGAGCCGGUUGGACAGACUGUGCCCUCAACGACAGCUGUAUUGAUAUCAGGCGACCUACUUAUUGUGUGGACAGACGAUGCC